Molecule: messenger RNA, 834 nt
Organism: Cordyceps fumosorosea ARSEF 2679
Lineage: Eukaryota; Fungi; Ascomycota; Sordariomycetes; Hypocreales; Cordycipitaceae
Product: protein kinase domain-containing protein
Exons: 2
Coding region: 1-834 (277 amino acids)
Biological process (GO): intracellular signal transduction; protein phosphorylation
Cellular component (GO): cytoplasm; nucleus
Molecular function (GO): ATP binding; protein serine/threonine kinase activity
Source: RefSeq, a predicted model, not a curated record
AUGUUUAGAAUUGAGGUGGCAAGGGCUCUAGCAGUUAAGCUCGUCUCGGCCAUCGCCUACAUGCAUAGCAGAGGCUAUGUACACGGAGACGAGUUAUCUGUCGAGCAAUUCUAUAGGACAUACGGCCAUCCCGAGAGAUACGAGGUUUCUCACGUUGAUGGUGGCCCAUUGCCGCCAAAUAUCCCCAUAGAAGCGGUGCGCUUAGUUAAUAUUGGGAAAAAAGCAAAGGAAAUAUCUCUAGAGGAGAUCGACUUGCUAGUUGUUGACUUUGGCGAAUCAUUCGCCCCCGAGUUGAGCACGCGACCCUGCGAGGACUGUCGAUCGCACCUGGCAGCUCGACCGCCAGAAUCACAUUUUGAGCUGCUCUCGCCGCUUUCUUUCUCCGCCGACAUCUGGUGCCUAGGCCUAGCCAUUUGGGAUCUUUUCGCUAUACGUCCGCUCUUCGCUGCCGCAUUCUCCCCCCCAGCAGCGAUCAUUGCACAGCAUGUGGACGCGCUGGGCCCCUUACCAAGCCGCUGGUGGUCGCGGUGGGAAGAGCGGCAUGACUAUUUUGACGAGGAUGGUAACUCUAUCCAGGGAAAGUACGGCGGGCCUACGCUGAACAAGGCGUUCGACGACUGGCUUCACAAGUACCGAGCGAAGUUCAAUGCAGGCGUCUUCUCCGAGGAGGAAAAGACGGCCUUCUUACAGCUAUUGCGUCGCAUGCUCUCCUAUGAUCCGCUACAACGUCCUACUGCCGACGAAGUGCUCAAGUCUGGUUGGGUAGCCAACUGGGCGAUGGACAACUUUGAGAAGAGCUUCAACGGCGCCAUAAGUGACGUGCAAUACGACUGA